AUUGAAAUCGGACAACGUGUGUAUAAAUGCUUUUGCUGAUACUUGGUAUAUAUAUCAUACGCAGUUCACGAAUAGAGUGUUGAUAUUAUUUAUUACAACUAGUCUGAAUUAGUCAUAACUAUGCCAUUGUCGCAUAAAACGAAGAGUGUUCGACCAAUAUUAUGGUCAUUAGAUGGCAAACCCGUGAAAAUAGAUAAAUGGGAUGGAUCUGCAGUGAAAAAUGCCCUUGAUGAUGCAGCCAAGAAGGUGCUUGUUGAUGGUUAUGGAUACAAAGAAAAUCAUGUUUUGAUGGAUAUCAGAUUAAUUAUAUGUACAGUAUCAUGUAUGUUUGCGAUAACUGCCUUAAUCUAUGACUAUCUACAUCCGUUUCCAGAAUCCAGACCAAUUCUUAUUGUCUGUGUUGUUUCAUAUUUUAUCAUGAUGGCUAUAUUAACAGUUUAUACUACUUUUAAAGAGAAGAAUAUAUUUUUAGUUGCUCAUAAGAAAGAUGCUACUGGAGUGGAUCCGGAUGAUGUUUAUACUCUGGCUUCUUCUCUCAAAAGGUUUGAUCACAUGUACUCUCUCACCCUCACAUUCACUGAUGGCAUAUCCAAUGAAAUGCGGCAUACAACAAUGAAGAAGUCGGUAGCAACCUGGGUAGAUGAAAAUGGGUCUAUAUUAUUUGAUCUGUAUGAACCGGAUAUUAGAAACCUACAUGAUAGUAUAACAUCGGAGAAAAAAGAAAAGUGACUUUAACAAUUACAUCACUCAUUUAUUUAUCACAUUAUUAGAUGUUUUGAGGCAGGUCCUGGCUUAGUUUACUCUCAUACAGUGCAGCAUGAUACUUAGUUCUAGUGCAGGGUUGCUAUUGUUGGACUAAUUUGCAUACUUAUUAGACUAGAUUUGCAUAGUUAUGUAAUAUUUUUAUUGAGAAUCAAUAAGCCUCGUAAAUUGACCUAUUUGAAAAACAUGUUGCUGCAUUUGAUUUAAAAUUAUGUUUUUUGUUUAUAUAUUUUUAUUAGCAUCUUACUUGAAAGAACUCAACAAGUCAGUGGCCAUGGAUUUUCUUUAACUCCAGCAAUUUUAGUCUUGUGCCCAGUAGAAAUACCAACUGUCUGUUUCUUUCAGCAAUGUAUUCUUUACUUCAAUAACUUAAGUUAACCAAGUUUUUUUUUUUCUUGUUACAUUUUUAUAAUUAACUCCAGAAAAGUAAUGAUAGCAUCAUAGUAGAAUUCUGUAUAUGUAUUAAUGUAAACAUUUUAUUUCGGGAUAUUAUUAUAAUAUUCUUGAAAGCUACCUGCAAGACUUGCAAUUAGUAUGGUUUCUGUUCUGCAAAUACCCCAGUCCUGUUUUAUCUAUUUCAUAUAUUUCACAGUCUUGCCAUAGACUACCAAGACAAUAUUAAAAACAUACGUCACAAAGUUCGUAUUUUGUAAGAAAGCUGUUAAAGAAUUGAUAACAUUCAGUACAAUAAAGAUCUUUGAAGGCUAA
Messenger RNA from Saccoglossus kowalevskii, 1470 nucleotides. RefSeq names its product signal peptidase complex subunit 2-like. Gene Ontology annotation, cellular component: signal peptidase complex; membrane. The record is from RefSeq and is a predicted model, not a curated record. Gene Ontology annotation, biological process: protein targeting to ER. NCBI's taxonomy places the organism in Eukaryota, Metazoa, Hemichordata, Enteropneusta, Harrimaniidae.